This is a messenger RNA of Acanthopagrus latus (yellowfin seabream), 1760 nucleotides long. RefSeq lists its product as uncharacterized. The record is from RefSeq and is a predicted model, not a curated record. Gene Ontology annotation, molecular function: cytokine activity. NCBI's taxonomy places the organism in Eukaryota, Metazoa, Chordata, Actinopteri, Spariformes, Sparidae. The transcript is spliced from 5 exons. Gene Ontology annotation, cellular component: extracellular region. The coding region runs from base 119 to 736 and encodes 205 amino acids. Gene Ontology annotation, biological process: immune response.
CCGGACUCUGCGCAGAUAAAAGCUCCAAACUGCUGCAAAUGGAAGCUAAAGGAGAAUUUACCGAGUUAACCUGCGGACAGACACCGAGACCGACCGACAGACCGCCGCCCUCACAGACAUGAACCCCCUGAUAGUCGCUGCCCUGCUGCACUACUUCCUGGUUGUGGUCCAAUCAGCUCCCGUAAGCUCGUCCAACCUCCCGCCAGCGUUCACACAAACGUCCAAUCGAGCGAAGAUGCUGGUGGAGAAAAUCCUGAGAGACAUCCCCACCGUGCACGGCGCCACCGUCAGCACCGAGGGUUUGACCCUUGACCCCUCCACACAGACAACCAACCUGCAGAUGAUGGUGGCAUCACUGGGCAUCCCCGCCGCCCCCGUCCUCAAACCGCCAUCCGAGCACUUCACACUGGACAUCUGUGUGAGUCGCAUGUCGGCAGGCAGCCGGCUGUACCAGGGGCUGCUGGGAGUUUUGUCCAACAGUGUGAGUGGACUGAGCGAUCUGCAGGCUGACCUCAGAGACCUGCUGACACACCUCAACAAGAUGACGGAGGAGGCGCAGCUUGAGGUCGUGGAUCAGGACCUCAGUCUGGACCUUGCCCGUCGUCUCCAUGGUAACUAUGAGGUCCAGGUGGCGGUCCACCUGACGCUGACGCAGCUUCGCUCUUUCUGUCACGACCUGAUCCGCAGCCUGAGAGCCAUCGCCACCUACAGGCGCCCAGCUGCAGCUGCACGCUAAGCCCCACCCACCAUGGAUCAACCCCGCGCUGCGUUUGAGGACCUUAGGGAAAAAUGAGUGACACUAAAUGGACAGAACUGAUGAGUCCUGCAAAGCCUCUUGUGAGAUAUUUUAUUGAAGGUCCAUCAGCGACGUCGUGUUAUUUCCACAAGAGAUGAGUCUCGGAGGAAACUCUUCAACUUUAAUGACAGCAGCAGGUGGAACCAUCUCCUACAGAACCGUCUGUGUUCAGCAGAACAGACGAGGAACACAAAAUAGAUCAUGAAUAGAUAAAUUCAUUUAAAUUUACAUUCUCAGCAAAGCAAGAUGAGCAGCAGCCACACGAGACGUUCAGACAGAGAGAAGAAUCCAGAGUUCUGUGUCACCUUUAACAGUUCUGUGUCUGGACAUCAGAACUGAUGUGGACCGGACUGAUCCUGAUCAGUACAUCUGUUGAGACAGAAACAAGCUGCACUGAGGGACACGUCUUCCCUCAGAGACUGCUGCUGUUUGCAGAUUCAUUUAUUCAUGGGGACAUUUAUGAGACAGAUUUAAAGGACCCCCUGGUGUCUUAUUUUGGCGGCAGACCCUCUUCAGUGUGCGAUCACCAGCUCACAUCUCCUCUGAUUGGCUGCUGCGUUGCAGAAGAAUGGCAGCAGGAAUGCGGCUGAAGAUGUGAUCGCAGCAGGUCUGAACGUGUCUGCUUCACGCUCGCUGCUCUUUGUGUUCGUCUGGAAGCUGCAGAAAACAUCAGACAAAUCAUCUGAUAUUCAACAGAUUCAUCAAUCAGAAAAUUAAUUGGCAGCAAAUUUUCUUAUGAUCAAUAGUUCCAGACAAUUUUAGGACAAAACAAGAAAAAUGUUUUGACUUUUAGAUGCGUUUCGAGUUUGAUGAUUGUCAAGUUAAUCACCAGACUGUUCAAUAAUGAAAUUAAUCAUCAGACUGAUCAAUAAUGAAAUUAAUCAUCAGACUGAUCAAUAAUGAAAUUAAUCUGUUUCACAUCAUUGUUUGUUUCUAGAUAUUUAUUUAUUGUUAUUUAUUUAUG